Messenger RNA from Prorocentrum cordatum, 2295 nucleotides. The record is from the annotation of a GenBank genome assembly. Lineage: Eukaryota; Dinophyceae; Prorocentrales; Prorocentraceae.
AUGGCAGUGUCCGGUCGUUGGCGCAAUAGCAGGUGCCUCUGGCGUGGUGGGCGCCGGCUCUGCGCGGGCAGUGCGCUCGAGCACGCUGCUGGAGCAGCACCGGCAGCGCGUGCGUCAGAAGCCGCAGGGCUUCGAGGCUUGCAGUUCCGAGAAGCCCUGGUGGCAGCGCCGCGCGCCUUGCGACUGUACAGCGCAGCCUUCCUCCUGUGGUGGGACUACCGGCGUACCGGCCGGCGCGCCGAGUGCAAGCGGCGCGAGCUCGGGCUCAGCGCAAGGGCGGAGGCCUGGGAGGAAGAGCCUGCGGAAGUCGAGGCGAUGUGGGAGGCAGCCCACGAGAGAAACGCUCCCCGAGUGAGGAGGGUCAUCGACCGCCUGCGAGGGCUGUGGGUGAAGAUCGGCCAGUAUCUUUCCUCGAGGCCCGACGUUGUGCCCGCGCCCUACAUCCGCCACCUCUCUGGGCUGCAGGACGCGGGCCAGGCGUCGCCGUGGAGGCGAGUGGCGCUCACGCUCAGUGAAGAGCUCGGCCCAUCGUGGAAGCAGAUCGUAGAGGUGGACGCAGAGCCGCUGGCCACGGCUUCCGUUGCUCAGGUGCACAGGGGCCGCCUGCGCUGUAGCGGCGAGACUGUUGCAGUCAAGGUGCAGCACAGAGGUGUCGGCACCCAAAUGCGCAUGGACCUUGUGAAUUUGGACUUGCUAGUUGGGCUGAUGCGUCGUUUCGAUGCGGACCAGGACUGGAGGCCGGUUGUCUCUGAGUGGUCUGUUGCUGUUCGCCAGGAGCUGGAUUUCGUGCAAGAGGCCGCGAACCUGCGGGAAGUUGCUCUGAACUUGGAGAGGUCCAGUGUCAAGGCCAUUGUACCGAAGCCGAAGGACGGCUUGGUCACUCCCAGAGUGCUGAUCAUGGACUUUUGCGCCGGGGUGCCAGCGCGAGACCCAGAGAUUUUGGGAGCAUUGGGUGUCAAUUGUGAGUUGCUCGUAGAAAGGGUGUGUGUGGCCUUCGCGGCCCAAAUUCAUGGGGAUGGGUUUUUCAACGCGGACCCCCAUCCUGGAAACGUGCACGUGUCCACAGACCCUGCGCAGAAUGGGGGCGACCCGAGCAUGCCCAUCCUCAUGGACUACGGGCUGACGAAGCGCUUCAGCCCGGAGAUGCGGCUCGCCUUCGCGCGGCUUCUGCACGCCUCCGAGGCGGUCGACGCCGAUGGUCUCGAGCGAGCCUUGGAGGAGAUGGGCUUCCUCUUCGAGCGGGAGCCCCUGGAGGACCUGGCCAACAUGCGCCGGCUCUUCACCGCGGUGCCGAAGUCCCAGGCGGCGGCGCUGCGCAGGCAGCGCGCGGGGGAGCGGCGCCGCGGGCGCGAGGAGGCCCCCGCGGGCAGGCGCAGGCGGCCCGUGGCCGCCUGGCCCGUGGAGCUGGUCUUCUUCCUGCGGGUCACCGGCCUGCUGAAGGGCCUGGCGGCCUCCCUGGACGUCCCCGUGGACUACAUGGGCAUCAUGGCUCGCGCGGCCCGCGGGGCCCUGCGCGCGGCGGUGCCGCGAGCGCAGCGCUCGGCGGGCGGCGUGCUCCGCGGCGGGGACCCGCAGCUGCCCGCGGCGAGCGCUGGGUCACCCCUGCAGCGGCGCCUCGAGUCGGCCCUGGAGCAGAUUCACGGUGCACUGCGAGGCCUGCAGGUUGCCGUGGCCGGGCCUGGAGGUGCGCUCCUCGCCUCCGUGUGUGCCGGCGAGCUCGGCGCCGCGGACCCGCGGCCGGUGCGGCCGGACAGCCUCUUCUGCGUGUUCUCCGCGGGCAAGGCCCCGUGCGCCGCCGCCCUGCUGCGCCUGGUGGGGGAGGGGCGGCUGCGCCUGGAGGACCCGGUGCCGAGGCACUGGCCCGGGUUCGCGGCCGAGGGCAAGGGGGCGUGCACGGUGGAGCACGUGCUGAGGCACCGCGCGGGCCUCGCCACCGCCCUGCCCGAGGGCGUCACGCUGGACCAGCUGCUGGACCUGGACGCCAUGGUGGAUUUCGUCGCGGGCGCGCGGCCUGCGAGCGCCCCGGGGGCGGCCGAGGCCUACCACGCCCUGACCUUCGGGUGGCUCCUGGCCGGCCUCGCGCGCGGCUGCACCGGGCAGGGCCUGGCGGAGGUGCUGCAGAGCCGGGUCGUGGCGCCGCUGGGCCUCUCGGAAGAGAUGCUGGUAAUCCUCGGCGUCCCCCAGCGGGUCCUGGCGCAGGAGGGCCGGCUGGCCACCCUGGAGGUCGCGGGGGGCGGCCCGUCGCAGGGCCCCCAGCGGGGCUCGGGCGCCCCGGCCGUGCCGCUCCUGAGCUGA